UGUUUCGGUGUGCUUUUCUCCUCUUCGAUCAAGCAUCACUGACCCCAGAUUGCAAGUAUUCAUUCGUUGAGUUAAAACCGAACUACACUUGCUCAAGCAUAUAUCAUUCCUUGGUGUAAACAAAUCGAGCAGUUUUUCAAGUAUCACCCCAACAUCGGGUUUCGCUGUGUUUGCGGCACGACAGCAGUGCGUAUACCAUCUCGGUAUUUUGUGUCAGUGUGCUUGCCAGUCGGGUUGUGUGUGCUGAGUCGUACGUAUUCUUUGCUUGUCGGUUGCUGUGAACGCUUCUGAUGACAUAAGUGCGCUCCAGUUCGUGGUAUUUUUUUCGUGUUUGGUUCCUCAGUGCCUUUUGAGUAGAAAAUAUAAAAGCAGAUUAACAUAUGCAGAGUGACGCCUGUCGAAUAGUGGAAAUGUAUAAGCAGCAGUAAAGAAAAGUGUACUUUUGUUACCAUGCUGUUUUCUGUAGUGCUUUUGUGAUAUUACUCCUGUCAAAGUAUUGGUACGAGUUUUGUUCACGUGAAAAAAUAAAAUUUAAGUGGCCUUUAACGCUUUCGUUUGUCAGCAUUUUACUACUCAAAAGUGGUUCAGCAAAUAUUUCUAUGAAUACCGGAACAAAUAACAACAAUCAACCUACAGCGAAAAACUAUAUUUUACAAUACUGGAGAACGCAUUAAGAAGCUACACCAAUACACACUCAAACUUGCUGCUUAAGCGAUUUGGUUUUUGAACUCAGCUGAAAAGGAAGGCGCUGGUUGGUCAUCAUUUGCCCUAUUACCAUAUAGAGAAAGAAAAGAGAGUUUGUGUGUGGAUGUAUGUGUUUCAUGAGGUGUAACAGAGUUCUCGGACAUUUUAACGUUUCGCAAAUAACUUUCUUGUUCGCGUAUAACUGAGAGUGCGCCUGAAUAGCAAAUACACACGUUAUCGAAAUCCCUCAUUGGUGCUAUACCGAUAGUGGUUUAAAGUGUUAGUAGGUAGUUUCCGUAUGUACGGUGUAAAGGACGAUGCUAAACACUGGUUGCACGUCCUGGACUAUUUGUAUUGCACCGUACUGUUUAAGUAACAACAACAACAUCGACAAGUAGUGGUGCUGAGAGAAGUUGAGUGCGUUGCCUCUAUAACGAUUCUAGUGCAAAAGUGUUUGUAUCAUGUCGAGCGCAACUCAGGAUUGUAUACCGCCGCGCGGUAACGGAGAAAUGAAGUUGGUCAAGCAGGAAACACAACAAUCAAUCAGCCAGACCGAUCCAAAUGAUUCUUCCUCCGGAAGCAACAACAGCAGCGUUGCCCAACAUUUGGCAGGUGGAGCUAGCCAGGGCACUUCGUCCACCUAUCAAAAACCAGCCUCCUCAAACAACAACCAUACAGCGAAUUCGCAUCGCUCAAGACGCACGUCAACGUCUUCACCUGUGUCUUCGCCGUCGCCGACGCUACCGACCGCUUCGGCAAAACUAAGCAACGGUGCUGGCAAGACAUCUUCGUCUUCCACGACUGUCUCUGCCAGUAUGGGAUCAACUGGAACUGCUACUAGAAUGGUUCCUGCUUCCGCUCCGGCAACUAGCGGAGAGCCUAGCGGGUUAGGUUUAUCAGGUAGUAAUACGGCUAAUUAUCACAACUUCAUUGGACGACUUAUCAGCAAAGACAACAUGCUGCUAAUAAGCGAAGACGUGAUCGAAGUCGGCCGUAACUCGUCAAAGUCACAGGUGGACUUCCACGUUGGCAAGAACAGUUUCAUUUCCCGAAAGCACUUCAUCAUCCAGCACGAUAUGAAUGACGAGUUUACACUUUUCUGUUUGAGCAAGAAUGGUGUGUUCAUCGACAAUGUAUUUCAUCGAAAGAGUGGUGAACCGUACAAAUUACCAAAAUUAUGCAGCAUCCGUUUUCCAAGUACAAAUAUUAAGAUCCAGUUUGAAAACUUAAUUGAUCAGGCCAACAAUGGCAUACUUGUCGACCUGAACGAACACACGCCGGUUAAAAUGGGAACCGGACCGAUGGGAGGCAUUCCGUUGCACGCUGGUUCCAUAUCCGGUGCAUCGAUGGGUGGCAUUUCACAGAACGUCACCGGUGGCACAAGCAGUGGUGCCAAUCACAACAAUACUUUGGGUCUUGGUGGAAGCGGUGGCAAUCAGCACCAUUACCACAAUCGUGGUGGCAAAUCACCAUCUUCUAGUGUGAUUUAUGCGCCGCUAAAAAUUUCAAUUCCCUCCGAGCAUAGUAAUGCUGGUACUGUUGGUUUGCUCGGUGAUGUAUCGCGUGGGUCCGGUCGAAGUGGUACUGCCGGAGGUGGUGGAGGAAGAGGAAGCGAUAUGCAUGCUAUAGGUGGUAGUGGUUACCCGUCUCCAACGGGUACCAUUAGUGCUGCUAACAGUUGCCCAACUAGUCCGCGACAAAACGUGCACGAAUUUGCCCAGUACAACAGUAACCACCAUCAUCAUCAGCACAGCGCCGCUAACGUAGUCAGCAACAAUAAUAACAAUAAUUAUUCGGAAUUUCAAGCCCCGGCUACUCAAUCAUUGGAAAGUGAUAAGCCACCAUACAGCUAUGCGCAGUUGAUCGUUCAAGCCAUCUCGGCAUCACCAGAAAAACAGCUAACGCUAUCGGGGAUUUAUUCGUUCAUUUCGAAAAAUUAUCCAUACUAUCGUACCGGAGCGAACAAAGGAUGGCAGAAUUCUAUUCGGCACAAUUUGAGCUUGAAUCGAUACUUUAUUAAAGUACCGCGAUCACAAGAUGAACCAGGUAAAGGUAGCUUUUGGAGGAUAGAUCCUUCAAGCGAACUGAAGCUCAUCGAUCAAAGCUACAGAAAACGACGCCAACGUGGUUCGCAGUGCUUCCGAUCGCCAUUCGGCAUGCCUCGUUCGGCACCGGUUUCGCCAAGCUAUACCGACAACUCGCGUGAAGGUUCACCAAUUAACGAGGAAUUACUAAUGUCGGCCCCUGGUUCUCCUGGACAAAAUAAUAGUGGGUACUCCGCGAAUAAUCAUGAUGGUUCUCAACAGUCUUCGUACCAGAACCAGUACACGGCAUACGCAAGCGCUGAGCAUCAACAACAAGAAGUUUAUGAAGAAGAUGAGCAGCUCGAAUACGAAAGUGAUGAUUAUGAACCGGGCAGCAAGCGUCAAAAGAUGUAACUCUCUUGUAUCUAAAAGAAAAUUUUCUAAAGUGAUUUAACUUUUGGACGUAUUUUGGCGAGAAAAAACACGUUGUCAGGUUUUUUCUUUCGGUUCAGUGAAGCUCAUUACUGUUUAUCAUUUAUACAUAUAUGUUUAACUUUCAAUGCACACGAUAUGGAACCUAUGAGAGUUCCACUAUAUUUCACAUUAGACGGUAAAAGCAUGGAAAUGAGGAAAUUUAUCAGAGCGUAUGAUAGGAUGUACACAAGUCUGGUAUGCUACCUGAUUUACGUUGAGGCGACACCAACUCACAUUCACUUUCGAAAUAAGUUUUAAAUACUUCCCUGCAAACGAUGGUUGCAGCUUAUUUGCUUUUUGAUAAUUUAACAAUGCAAUAAAUACCCUGAAAGGUUUCUUGAAAAUACAACAUUAUGUAAAACUUGUAGACCUUUGUAUUAUGGUUGAAUGUUUUAGCAAAUGUGUUUAAUUUAGAUUUUUUUACAAUUCCAACAUAUUCUUCAUGAAUUUCAUAUAAAUUACAAAAAAUCAUUGGUAAUUGAAUUGAUUUCAACAUAAUAGAAGACCAAAAGAACCUACAUAACGUCGUUGAUCUUAUUGUUUACAACACGAAUUAUAAUGGUUUCCUAAAAGACACGCGUUUUCUCCCCUGUGAAUAUGUUUCAACAAGGUUUUUAAAUAUUCUCAGCGACCUUAUUUUACCACUUAUUACAACUGCUAACUUUUUUGUUUGGGAAUGUCAGUAGCCAUAGUAAAGUGCUGCAUAUGUGUUGAGGUACCCCGAAGGAAACACAAAUUGCCUCUGCUGCAUUUUCGAAAUGAUUAGUUAAAAAUAUUCAAAGAAAACACAGGAAGGAAGGGAAAACAGUGAGAGUUAAUUCAGUUUUGAUCAUCCCACAGUAAGAUUUUGUAGUUUUGCUUUGUUAAUAUCAGCACUAGAUUCAAUGUCACAUUUGGUGGUAUUGUAAGCUGUUUAUUUAAAAAUGGAAUAAAUAAAGAAUCUAUGCUUUGUCAGAGAGAAACAAUACGCGUUGUGACGGUUGAGGAACAAUGGUGUUAAAUACACAUUUUUGUGUGAUUGUAAUAAGUCAUAAAAGAGUCUCCUAACCUGUGGUGAGGAGUUCGUGCACGCAUGUGUGUUUGUCAUACUCCUGUUGGAGUGCAAAAAAUGAAUGUUUUAUGUUGAUCAACAAAUAUGGCAAAGUAAGGGAACGUCUCCGCCACGCGAUUUAUAGCAUGGCUUUUUGUUCUGGAGCUGGGUAGAAAUAAAUGAAGGAAUGUAGCUUUAUGCUUUGGAUCAUGGUACCCCGUAUCGUAAAUCUACACAUCCCCGCCGGAAAAGGAGAAGGAAUCAUUUAUAAAACCUAACAAAUUGUAAUUAUCGUAAACCAGAACAUAAGAAAUUAUACAUAGAGUAAAGUUAGUGUAACAAAAGAAAAAAUGUCAGUCGCAGUAGUAGUGUAGCUAGCUGUAAGCCACAUUUUCCAUCCCCUCCACCUCACGAUCAUCAUCGCUUAUACCUUUUAUACAUAGCCAUAUCCUGACGACAUCGAUGCUUGCAAGCAUCACACCGUCCCAUAAACUUUCCACAACGUCCUAACAGGAACCUUAUUUGACUACCCCCGAUUACUAUCCAUUAUAAUGAUUUUCCUAUUCAACCGACCCCAAAUAGAACCUUAUGCAUAGCUUUUAAUAUGUUUUUAGGGAGAAAUUAAUUUUAAAAUUAUUGUUCUUCUGAACGAUGUUUGAAAAUGAGCAUAAGCACGAAACAGGAGAAUCUAUGUCUCUAGCAAACGAUACGAUAUAGCACAGAUUGGGUGAAGCCUCUAAAAAAUUCAUAGUUUGAAAAAUUCUUGUCAAAGCGCGCCAUUGUUAUGGCAUCCGAGGUAAAAGAUAAUUUGUGCGCAUGGACGGAUUGGUUUACCUAAUACAAUGAUGGAUAAAUCGCUACCGUGUUGCGCAUAUCUAAAGAAACGUAUAUUUUAAAUACAGUCUUUACCAGAGUUACGCGGAUUUUAUAAAUUUGACAUUUCGUGUAGUUUUGUAUGUGGAAUUCACUGUCCAGUUUGCAAUUUACAAAAAAUCUCAGAAUAAGUUACAUUUUUGUUCAAGUAGAACGGCCGAGCCGUAUUGCUAAUGCUAACACGUUACAUUUUAUUAUUUAAAACAUUAUCUUUGUUAAAAAUUUGCUAUAAUUCUCGCAAUAAACGUAGUAAUAUCAAAUUUGGAUGCUUGGUAAUAAAAAACAAAAUAUUUAGCUUGGUAACGUGGAAAUAAGUAUUCGAUCCCUUCAUACAACAUAUAGACGAUGUAUUAAAGGAAACUUGAGUAACGCGAAAAUUUGAGAUACAUGAAUUUCUCUGGAACCCAAUAUCCGCGUAUCUCGGGUAUUGACUGUAGAGCGUUUUAUAUUGGACGCAGCACAAAAAUGAGCUGCUGGUCGCGCAAAUGUUUUUGUUUUCAAUUGAAAUUGUUUAGACUACUGCGUCGUAGUUAGCAGGAUUAUUUGUCUGAAAAUAAUUCUGAAUCAAACACUAGUGCGAAAAAAUGAUUCAAAAAACAAAAAUAAAAACCUUUAAUUGUA
Anopheles moucheti is the source of this 5706-nucleotide messenger RNA. RefSeq names its product forkhead box protein K2-like. Gene Ontology annotation, biological process: regulation of transcription by RNA polymerase II. The coding region runs from base 1146 to 3122 and encodes 658 amino acids. NCBI's taxonomy places the organism in Eukaryota, Metazoa, Arthropoda, Insecta, Diptera, Culicidae. The record is from RefSeq and is a predicted model, not a curated record. The transcript is spliced from 7 exons. Gene Ontology annotation, molecular function: protein binding; DNA-binding transcription factor activity, RNA polymerase II-specific; RNA polymerase II cis-regulatory region sequence-specific DNA binding.